GCAGCUCCUCACCCGGUUCUGCACCGUGUCCUCGGGCGCCGCCGAGAGUCUCGUCCGCCGCCGGAGGCAGAGCGGUAGAACGGGGGGCGGGGAGGACUGGGCCCUCCGCGCCGGAACUCCCGCCAUGAUGGAUGGCAACUUCUCGACUGCAUCGUUCCGCGCGUAGCCUCCGGGCCCCAAGGCCGCCAUCGUCACUCCGGAGCCCGGCGACCGUUACACUCCUCAACUGCCACCGAACAGCGAACGGCCGCGGGAAAGCCGGCGCCGCCGCCCAUUGGACGCGGCCGGCUGCCGGUCUGGCCAAUCUCAGGGUUGCCAGGCGGCGCUUUUGACCAAUGAGAGCUAAGAUUCGGAGCGGAGGUUCUGGCAGGGUGGAGCCACGGCUCCUCAGCUUGAUACUUGAUCGAGCGUUGUGGAGUUUUUUUUAAAUCCCGUCUGUGUUUUCAUCAUUCAAUAAAUAUCAGGUUUUAACUUUUACGAAGCUAAUGCCAAAGCCUCCUCGCCUCGCUUUUUGCUGCCCCCCCACCCUCACCCAAGGGCGACUAUCCGCGCAGUGGCAGUCGCCCGGAUGUAAGCGUAGGGUGGAGCCGAAAUAGACUGAAGAGUUGGCGCAGACUCAGAAACGCCUUGACUCCACCUCUCCCCCAUCAUGUGAUGAGGUCCGGGUGGCUAAGAGCCGGCUUUGCGCAGACAUUCUCGCUUGUCUCCAUUUGCCACGCGAUGAGGUCGUAGCUGUGGUAACACGGCCUGGCGCGCAGUACGCAGGCACGUGACGAGGCCCCUUACGUCAGGCACGCUGCAAGCGUGCGGGCGGGGCGGGGUUCUGCGGCGUCCGGCGAGGACCAAAGUGCGACUUCAGACCGAGCAAAAGCCAGUUGGGUUGGACAGCCAUGCCCAAGUACUGCCGGGCUCCGAACUGCUCCAACAAUGCGGGCCAACUGGGCGCGGACAACCGCCCGGUGAGCUUCUACAAGUUCCCCCUGAAGGAUGGUCCCCGGCUGCAGGCCUGGCUGAGGCACAUGGGGUGUGAGCACUGGGUGCCUAGCUGCCACCAGCACCUGUGCAGCGAGCACUUCGCCCCCUCUUGCUUCCAGUGGCGCUGGGGCGUGCGCUACCUGCGGCCGGAUGCUGUGCCCUCCAUCUUCUCCGGAGCGCCGCCCGCCAAGAGGCAGACGAAUUCCCGAAGCACCGAGAAACCAGUCGUGCCUCCAACUCCGCAGGAGGCCACGUCCCUGUCCCCUGGUCCAGCCGUCCCGGCCCCUGGCCCCGUACAGCUUGUGGUGUUGGGGCCAGCAUCCGGGGGCCCCGAGGUCCCAGCCACCGUGUUCCUGACUCCCCUGCCGCUUCCGCCGGUUCCCACGGGGCCGCGCCCUGGAGUGUCGGCCCAGCACCCCUGGCCCGGGCUGGGCGCGGCGCUGGGAGCGCUGCAGCGGCGGGUGCGGAGGCUCCAGCGGCGCCACGAGCGGCACCAGGCGCGGCUGCGGGCUCUGGAACAGCUGGCGAAGCAGCUGCGCGCGGAGAGCCUACUGGCGCCGGCGCACCGGGGCCGGCUGCGCGCGCUCCCUGGACCUGAGGAGUCCCAAGCCUUCACCAUCAUCUGUGGAGGGCCUGACAUAGCUGUGGUCCUCGCCCAAGGUCCUGCACCUCCCACCCUGGACGCCAAGCCUGAGCUCCUGGACACUCAGACUCCCAGUGCAUAAGGACCAGGACAGAUGACAGAAGACAGAGGAAGAGAGACGCAUCAAACGUGGGCUUGGCCCAGCCCCAUGACCCAUGCCUGGGGCAUAGCAGUGCCUCCCUCAGGGCCCUGGCUCCCACCACCUUCUCCUAGGGACCCCUUGAACCUUAGGGCUGACCUGGGCCCAAGACCCCUGUCAGCAGUGAUUACCCUGGGAACCAGGUCCCAACCCCACCUUCAAUCUUUGCGGUCAGUAAAACAUUCUGAGAGCAGAGCAAGGGUUGUUUGUUUGGAGAGAGUUGUACCUGGUUCUGAAGAGCCCCUUGUACCCUUUGCCAAGGCUGGUGCCAAGCUGGGGAUACAGCAGUGAACACAGCUGACAAAAGUCCUGUCCUCGUGGUGCUCACUUUCUGCUUGAGCAGAAGAUGAACUAGUAAAUUAAUAAACAGUAUAAUUUCA
Messenger RNA from Lagenorhynchus albirostris (white-beaked dolphin), 2137 nucleotides. It is a transcript of the gene THAP8, whose product is annotated as THAP domain containing 8. The record is from RefSeq and is a predicted model, not a curated record. Lineage: Eukaryota; Metazoa; Chordata; Mammalia; Artiodactyla; Delphinidae. The transcript is spliced from 4 exons. Bases 891 to 1700 code for a protein of 269 amino acids.